Molecule: messenger RNA, 1602 nt
Organism: Drosophila hydei
Lineage: Eukaryota; Metazoa; Arthropoda; Insecta; Diptera; Drosophilidae
Product: FHA domain-containing protein DDL
Exons: 2
Coding region: 112-1590 (492 amino acids)
Biological process (GO): miRNA processing
Cellular component (GO): nucleus
Molecular function (GO): protein binding; mRNA binding
Source: RefSeq, a predicted model, not a curated record
CAGCUGUUGUGGGCAAAGCCGCUUAUUACCCAAGUGUCAUCGCUAGCAUAAUUUCAAAGGUGUUUGUGUUUUCCAAUUAUAAACCGUUUUAUUGUUAAUUCUAUAGUAAAUAUGGUGAAAGUAGCUAAGGCGCGCAGCAAGGAGCAUGCCGCGCGCAGUGACAAUGAAACGCAACCAAACAGCAACGAUGACGACACCAAAAACAAGUCAGCAAAAUCAAAGACAAUUAAGACUCAUGGCGAUGCCGCAAGCCGCAAGAAGAGUAAAACGCGUAAGCAAAAAACAACACGCGAUAGCUCCAGCUCGAGCUCCUCCUCCGACAGCAGCGAUAGCAGCAGCAGUAAUAGUGACAGCAGCAGCAGCAGUAGUAGUAGCAGCGACUCUUCCAAAUCCUCUCCUGACAACAAACGCGCCAAAAAACCGAAGCUGAGCAAAGACGCAUCUCCCAAGAAAGAGAAACUACAGCAACAACAACAUCGAGAGCCCGCUACGCAGGAGAGUAAAGUCCAAGAACAGCGCUCCAGAUGGGAUAGUCCAGAGCGUCAUAGCUCGAGCAAAAACACAAAUAAGACCCGCAAGCGUAGUCGUAGUCGAGAACACGAGCGGGAACGAGUGCGUGAAAGGGACAGAGACAGGGAAAGGGAACGAGAGAGGGAGAGAGAUAGGGAUCGAGAUCGUGAGCGUGACAAUCAAAUGCGACGCGGCCGUGAGAGGGAACGGGAUAGAGAACGGGGGCGAGAACGAGAGCGCAGCAAGGAUCGCCGUCAGCAGGCGCAGCAACAUCAGCAGCGAAUGCGCAGCAAUGAGCGAAGGGUAGAACGACCACGUCGCUCACCCGUCGAUGGACGGCGUCGCAGUAGAAGUCACAGUCGCAGUCGCAGUCCUCGGGAUCGUGGCUAUAGGGGCGGAGGCAGUGCAGGUGGACCACGUCGCCAACAGCGACCACGCAAUGAUAAUCGUAAUCGUGACGAGGAACAUUUCGAAUGGGGCAAGCCUACCGACAAGGACAAGCCGCCGCCAGCCAACGAAGACGAGACCGUCGAGAAGGAGAAACCCAAUUUUGGGCUAAGUGGCGCUUUGACUGAAGAUACGAACAAAGUGAAUGGCGUCGUGGUUAAAUAUUCAGAGCCGCCCGAAGCACGCAAACCCAAGCGUCUGUGGCGUUUAUAUCCUUUCAAGGGAGAAACGGCGCUGCCCACACUGCACAUACAUAGGCAGAGCUGUUUUCUGGUGGGACGCGAUCGCAAGGUAGUUGAUCUUGCUGUCGAUCAUCCCAGCUGCAGCAAGCAGCAUGCAGCUCUACAAUACCGCUUGGUGCCCUUCGAACGCGACGACGGCAGCACGGGAAAACGGGUGCGUUUAUAUCUUAUUGACUUGGAGUCAGCAAAUGGCACAUUUCUUAACAAUAAGAAAAUCGACGGACGUAAAUACUAUGAGCUAAUGGAGAAGGAUGUCAUCAAGUUCGGCUUCAGUUCGCGGGAAUACGUGCUGUUGCAUGAAAACAGCAAGGAGGACCAGGAAGACGACGAUGUGCAUAUCAAAGACGAACCGCUUGAGCCAGCCGCCGAUCAGGCGACUACACAAAUCUAAAAGAGAAGACUU